Exaiptasia diaphana is the source of this 2195-nucleotide messenger RNA. Its product is annotated as heat shock factor protein. Gene Ontology annotation, molecular function: DNA-binding transcription factor activity; sequence-specific DNA binding. The record is from RefSeq and is a predicted model, not a curated record. Gene Ontology annotation, biological process: regulation of DNA-templated transcription. Lineage: Eukaryota; Metazoa; Cnidaria; Anthozoa; Actiniaria; Aiptasiidae.
UAGCUGCGUGCGGACAUGUUGUCUUCAUGGAUAUGAGAAUGAUGGUUCGAAGGUGGAAGUGAACCUAUCUUUGCCAUAUUCAUAGCAGGUUAUUUUUCUUUGCACUUCGGAGAUCCAUCUUAAUUAUGCCGAUGAAGUCGUUUGAAGGCGAACAGUAUGUUAUUCCGUCCAAUGUACCAGCAUUUUUAGUAAAGCUUUGGAAGCUUGUUGAAGAUCCACAGUAUGACAUGCACAUCUCUUGGAACAGGAGUGGUUCAGGCUUUCUGGUCCACGACCAAGCGACGUUUGCAAGGGAGAUCCUUCCAAAGUAUUUCAAGCACAACAAUUUCGCCAGCUUUGUACGGCAGCUCAACAUGUAUGGAUUUCGUAAAGUGAUUGGAGCAGAGCAAGGAGGGUUGAGGUCUGACAAUGAUGUCUGGGAGUUUCACAAUCCUAAUUUCCAGUGCGGACAACCACAGCUCCUUGAAAAUGUUAAAAGAAAGGCUGCACCAGAGGAGAAGAAGCUGAAGAAUGAAGAUGUGUCCAAAGUGCUGCAUGAUGUGAAGGACAUGAAGGGAAAGCAGGAUGAAAUGACAGCUAAACUGGAACAAAUGAAAAGAGAGAAUGAGACUUUGUGGAGGGAGCUUGUUGACCUGAGAACAAAGCAUUCAAGACAGCAGCAUGUUGUCAAUAGGUUGUUUCAGUUUCUCAUGAGAUUAGUCUAUCAAAAUGAAGCCAAACUGGCCAAUAAAAAAAGGUUAAUGCUUCAAGAUUCAUCAGAACAUGAAGCUGCAGCCAAGCGUGCAAGACAAGAGUACCCAAUGGACUCCCAUGCACCUAGCAGUCCUCUGGUCAGUCAUUAACCAUAUCUGAUGUAUCAAACUCACCAAGUGAAAUACCAUCGACUAGUGGUCCUCUGAUAACAGCACUGCCUGAUGAUGAUAGUUCAAUGAGUAGCAGAUUAGUAGGCUCACACAGACCAGUUAUUGUAAUCCAAGACAAUAAGAAGAUAAGCACUGCUUCACAACCAAUAGUAACAAGUCCAGUAUCAACACAAGGCCCAAGCUUUGGUCGUUCACCAGCACAAAUGCUAUAUUCAUCAGGUUUGCCUAACUAUUCCCAUUCAUCAACAUCUCAGCCUGCAUACACUACCGGAGUAGUGACCUUCCCUGAAGACCAACAACCACAACAACCUCCUGUCAUUCACCCAUCGCACRUCAUGGAGCCAGCCCACUACUCUGAUCAAYCAACAGGACGCAGAGCAGCAGGACCCAUAAAGCAAUUCUCUGAAGAGGAAAUUCUAGACAGUCGUAACUUCCUGGGAGAGCACAUUGACUACAUUUCAUCCAAUUUAGACUCUCUUCAACAAAUUUUAGCAAACCAGCAGACUUUGUUUGAGGCUCAGGGACUCAAUGAGAUUUUAAAUACUUCAGAAGGAGGAGGAGGAGCAAGCUCUGGAUUUACUGGUUUACCAUCACAACAGGAUCUUCUCGAUGCCAUCGCUGAUCGUGCCAUGCCCAGUCCUUCCCUGUCAUCACAACAAAGUCAUGAGUUAGUACAGUACGGUCAAGGCAUGGGCAGCCCUCAGCGAUCUCUUCGACAACAUGAUAUCCAGAACCAAGGAUACGGACGCAAAAACCUUCCUUGGUCACAAAGUAAUACUCAGCAAGGACAGUACGAAGAGACUGACUCACGUAAUCACUAUGAGGUUCAAGAUUUAUUCAAUGGUUAAAAAGUUUGUAUCGUGACACUUAGCGUGACAGGGAUACACGUCAAUUCCUACGUCACACAACUAYUCAUGGAAGAAAAUUAUAUCGCCAGUAUGACACCUUCCAAGGCUGGGAUGGACGCAAAUCCCGGCAAUAGAUCAUCUACAUUAAGUAUACACCAAAAAAGGACAGMAGUGCAAGUCAAACUAUAUUGUGUGACAUUAUAGAGGGAACCYUAAAUAACUGGCUACUUUGAGGAGCGACUCUCUCUCUUAUGAUUGUCUCGUUAUUUUUGUUGUUCCCGUCAGUCAUUUUAAUUUUUUUAGAUAUUAAUGAAUAGAUUUUGAUCGCUCACGCAAGUGGAGGCUUUAAACGAUACACAGUGUGUCGUCACUUCCGGUUUAGAUAUUUUAUGUUCAGUGAACUGAAAGGAAAGCUGUAAAUUAUCCGUAUUUUUAGAAAUUUAGAAUAGAAUAUAAUCAAUUUCAUAAAUCUUGACGUAGAUGA